Messenger RNA from Aspergillus welwitschiae, 1059 nucleotides. RefSeq names its product D-isomer specific 2-hydroxyacid dehydrogenase family protein. The coding region runs from base 1 to 1059 and encodes 352 amino acids. The transcript is spliced from 4 exons. Gene Ontology annotation, molecular function: NAD binding. The record is from RefSeq and is a predicted model, not a curated record. Lineage: Eukaryota; Fungi; Ascomycota; Eurotiomycetes; Eurotiales; Aspergillaceae.
AUGGCCUCCCAGGAAUUCCUGUUAAUUCUCAUGCCGUGCGCUUUUCCAGACAAAUGGAUUACCAGCAUGAGGAGCGCUGUCCCCCACAUCCGCAUCGAGAAACGCGAAAUUGACAGGAAUGCUACGGAGCUGCCCACAGAUAUCUCCCCCGGGACAUGGAGGGAUGUUACAGCACUCUUUACUUGGAAGCUUCUUCCGCCCAAGGAGCUGGUCCCAAGUCUACAAUAUGUCCAGCUCUUGAGUGCCGGGUGCAAUCAUGUUAUGGGGACCUCGCUAUUCGAUGAGACUGACGUCGCGUUUUGUACAGCGAAUGGGGUUCAUCCACCUCAAAUCACAGAAUGGGUUUUCAUGACAUUCCUCGCCUUCCAGCACCAUCUACCCGGAUAUCUGGAGCACCAGAAGCUCGGCCAAUGGAUCGAUCCCACAUCGGACGAAGACACCGAGGAUGCAGUUGGUCUCAGAGUUGGAAUAAUGGGCUAUGGAAGUAUCGGCCGGCAAUGCGCCCGGGUCGCCAAAGCCUUCGGCAUGGAUGUCCAUGCCUUCACACUGCACCCACGAACCACGCCCGAGUCCCGAAAAACAGAUUCAUUCAGCGAGCCAGGUCUGGGGGACGAAGACGGUCAAUUUCCGUCCAAGUGGUUCUCGGGCAAAGAUCAACUCAACGAGUUCCUAGGUUCGGAUCUCGAUUUGCUGGUGAUCACUGUCCCGCUGACUAGAGAGACGCGAGGUAUGAUUGGGAGGGAGCAGUUUAGACAUCUCAGCAAGAAGAAGGCAUAUGUAAGCAACAUUGCACGCGGGGCAGUGAUCAAAACAGAUGACCUCAUGGAUGCCCUAGAUGCGGGUCACAUCCGAGGAGCGGCACUGGAUGUUACGGAUCCGGAGCCACUGCCGGCUGACCAUAAGCUGUGGGGUUAUAAAAAUGUUAUCAUUACGCCUCAUUGUAGUGGGAACUCAACCCACUAUAACGACCGUGCUAUCAAGAUACUGCAGUGUAAUUUGGAAAGACGGGCUCAAGGGCAGCAGCUUCUCAACCAGGUUGAUAAGGGCUUGGGAUACUGA